AAUUAAGGAACGGUACAAGAAAGGAAUUUAGUCAAGCAUAAAAUGGCGACUCGCAUGCUCCGAAAUUUUCUCGGCCAAGGUUGCAGGAAAAUUAACAGGCGAUGUGGUCGUAGGAAUCUUAGCAGUAGCAAUGAGGGUGGAAGUAGCAUUGAAAGUGGAAUAAACAGUGUAUCUCUGAGUUCCCCACCACCAAACUUCCCACCACCAAAAUAUGCUGUUGUUGACAGAAAGCAACACGAGACACAGGUGACAACUUUAGACAAUGGUAUGAGAGUUGCCUCUGAGAACAAAUUUGGAGAGUUUUCUACAGUUGGGGUAUUAAUCGACUCUGGUUCCAGGUACGAGGUGAAUUAUCCCAGUGGUAUCAACCAUUUCCUUGAGAAGCUCGCUUUCAGUAAAACAACAAAUUAUGCUGAUCGUGACAAAAUUAAUCAAGUACUGGAGAAGGUUGGAGGAAUUUGUGACUGCCAGAGUUCAAGAGAUACAAUGAUAUAUGCGAUGUCGGCAGAGACCACAGGACUACCAGAAGUGCUAGAUAUUCUCUCAGAUGUAGUAUUCAGACCUGUUAUAGAUGAUCCAGAGAUGGAGAUGGCUCGACAAACAAUAGGAUUUGAACUACAGUCACACAAGAUGAAUCCAAUUCCAGAUAUUCUUGUUACAGAAAAGAUAUUUGCAGCUGGUUACAGAAGUAAUACUCUCGGCCUACCAAAGAUCUGUCCUGCUGAUAACAUCACCAAAAUAGACCCCAAUAUCCUCUAUACCUACAUGAACAGUUUCUAUGAUCCAAAGAGAAUAGUACUGGCUGGUGUGGGUAUGGAUCAUGACAUGCUAGUCAGUAUGGCAGAAAAAUAUUUCACCCCUAAAUCACCAAUCUGGACAGAGAACAAAACUGUAAUAGAUCCAUCUAAAGGCAUGGACGAUUCCAUAGCACAGUACACAGGAGGAUUAGUUACUGAAGAAGUAGAUUUAUCGUCAGUAAGUCUUGGACCAACUCCAAUGCCAGAGCUUGCACAUUUAGUGAUUGGACUAGAAAGUUGCUCACAUAAAGACGAUGAUUUUGUAGGAUAUUGUGUAUUAAACAUGUUACUAGGAGGGGGCGGAUCGUUCUCUGCUGGUGGACCAGGAAAGGGGAUGUAUACUCGACUUUACUUGAAUGUCCUUAAUCAGCACCAUUGGAUAGAAAGUGCCACAGCAAUGAACCAUGCCUUUGAGGACACUGGUCUGUUUGUGAUACAGGCUAGUUCACAUCCCAGCAAGCUUGGAGAAUUAGCAGAGGUAAUUUCACAUGAGCUUGCACAGACCGCAGGAACUAUACAUGAUGUCGAAUUAAAUCGAGCCAAGACCCAGCUGCAGUCAAUGUUGAUGAUGAACUUGGAACAGAGACCUGUGGUGUUUGAGGAUGUAGGGAGACAGGUGCUAGCUAGUGGCCAUAGAAAACAACCAGAACAUUAUUAUGAUCUUAUAGGGAAAAUAACAUCAGAGGAUAUACACAGAGUGGCAGAAAGAAUGUUGAAAACAAAACCAGCUGUUGCUGGAUAUGGAACUUUGAAAAAAUUACCUGACUUAGAUAAUAUCCAAAACAUGCUUUUAAAUAAGAGCAAAACCAAGAGAAGAUUUUCCUUGUUUGGAAGAUGAGAAAAACAAAAAGGACACUGUUGUAAUGAUAUUGUCAGUGAAAUGAUGCUUGUUGACUUGUGUGCUGUAAUAGUAGUACGUUUACCUGUCCUCUGCUUUUGUGACUCGACAGACUUCAAAAACUGUAAGGAAAUGAUACUCUGUCAGGUAGUACUGUAUAGAGUUACUUCCCUUAGAUCACUGAAGGAAUAGAUCACCCACUGUCAGGGUACGAUCUUGCUUAGUAGUAAAAUUACUAAAUUUGGUCCUCAUGUUCUAACAAUGUGCAAAAUACUGCGAGAUUUAUAACAGAAAUUUAGAUAUAGUUCUGUAGAAGGUAAAAACUGCUGCAGUUUUAGACAUUUUGUUAAGUUUUCUUUAGUUUCACAACACAGAUGACAAAGCAAUAAAAAUACUAAACAGAGGUUUGAAUCUUUAACGGUCAAGGUCACAUUAAACAUUGAAAUCUAAUAAAAUGUAGAAAAAAAUUUUUUUCAAGUUAAAUGUUUGAUUUUGUGAAGAUAUGGAUGCCAUACUACUAGCAGUUAGCUCAGUACCAUGGACCUUAUAGGGAAGAAGAAUUCAGGCUUAUAGCUGGAAAACUUAAUGUCUUGAAAAUGUUCUGGACUUUUAAUUUCCUAAGAUAAUGUAUAUUUAUCACUGAAUAGUUCAUGGUAAUUUAGUCAAACUUUUGUAUAAAAACAUACUAAAAAGACCCCAAAACCAUUCUUUUCCUUGCAGUUGGUCUGUAUUUGAACUAUGUUUAAAACCAGUUGGUUUCUGUUCAGAGGUGUUUGGUACAUGUUUGACUAUUGUAUAAAACUUUUUUCACCAGUGAGACAGAGUAUUCCAAACAAAAUUGAGUUCGAGAUAAGCACACUAUAUUAUAAUCAUUGUCUACCAAUGAUCAUUGACUACUUUAUUGAAAUGAUGAUUAACAGGAAGCAGGAUUUUUGCCACAAAAUCAUGAAAAUAACUGAACUUAGCUGUCAAAAGGAGAUCACAUUCUUUGAGAUCUGUCAAAAAAAAUCAGUUGAACCUUCUGGACAAUACUCAAUCUCUGAUUUGAUUUCUUUAUUCGCAACUCAAGAGAGUGGUCAAUUUUUUAAAUCCUUUUUGCAUAGUUUUGCAAGGAUUCACAAAAGGAUAGAACAAAUACUGUGUUGAGGUAUAUGAAACAGAGUUGCAUAUCUGUGAUGAAAGUAUACAAAAUAAAUAAAUCUACUGUUAAAA
This is a messenger RNA of Mercenaria mercenaria, 2847 nucleotides long. Its product is annotated as mitochondrial-processing peptidase subunit alpha-like. The record is from RefSeq and is a predicted model, not a curated record. The transcript is spliced from 12 exons. NCBI's taxonomy places the organism in Eukaryota, Metazoa, Mollusca, Bivalvia, Venerida, Veneridae. Bases 43 to 1635 code for a protein of 530 amino acids. Gene Ontology annotation, cellular component: mitochondrion. Gene Ontology annotation, molecular function: metal ion binding.